This is a messenger RNA of Zootoca vivipara (common lizard), 2488 nucleotides long. It is a transcript of the gene TEKT5, whose product is annotated as tektin 5. The record is from RefSeq and is a predicted model, not a curated record. Lineage: Eukaryota; Metazoa; Chordata; Lepidosauria; Squamata; Lacertidae. Gene Ontology annotation, cellular component: nucleus; microtubule cytoskeleton; sperm flagellum. Gene Ontology annotation, biological process: cilium movement involved in cell motility; cilium assembly.
UCCAAGCAAGGUUGAGUUGGCUGGUUCAGGGAGUUAGAUGGAAUUCCUUGGCACUACGCAGACUGCCAGCUACUGCGGACCUCGGAAAAGCUGCCUGCUUCCAGAGGUGGCCCCAACCACCAUCAGCCAGGACAGCUACCAGUCUUAUUACCUGCCAGGCUACCGCUACCUGAACUCAUGGCGCCCCAGCUUGUUCUACAAAGUGUCCGCCUUCCGGCCCAAUGAUGAGGGAGCGGGGCGCCUCUGCGCCCCACUGCGGCCUCCCACCAUCCUGCCGUCAGUGCGGUCCUCCUUGUUCGCUCGCUACAGCCCCCACGACUGGUACAAAGCCAACCAGCUCCAGAUCAAAGGCUCGGAGGCUUACCGGCACUGGGCCGGGAGACUGAACGCCGACACCGGGAGGCUGGUACAGGACAAAGACCAGCUGACACGGCAGCAGCAGGAAGACUCCGGGAAGAAUAUCGGGCAGAGGCUAGCGGACAUCGAUUUCUGGAGGUCCGAGCUGACCUAUGAACUCGAACGGCUGCUGUCCGACACCCGCUUGUUGGACACAGCCAAGAGGCGCCUGGAAUGUGCUGCGGAUGAAGCCCAGGGGCCACUGCAGGUGGCUUUGGAAUGCUUAUACAAUCGGGAGAAACGGAUGGGGAUCGACUUGGUCCAUGAUGACGUGGAAAAGAAUCUCAUCCAGGAGGUUGAUCUGAUCAGAGCAUGCCAAGAAAGAAUGAGGAAGCUUGCAGAAAGGAUUGAACAACAAAUUAAUGUUAACAGAGAUGCCCAACAUGCUCUCGAGAGGGACCUUGGAGACAAGAACUCUGCCCAUUUCAUCGAUGAGAAGUGCUAUAACCUGAGGAACACUUCCGACAGCAUCAAUUUCUACCACGGAGUGGAAAAAAUAGAUGGAACAGUGACGGUCCCCGAAACGUGGGCCAAGUUUAGCGAUGACAACAUCCGGUAUUCACAAAACGCACGUGCUAACACAGCCACCCUCUGCAACGAAGCAGACCACACCCUGGAAACCACUUCCGACGAUAUGUGGAGGCAGUGGACAAACACGAAUUUAGCCUUUGACGCCCGCAUUUCGGAAAUAGCGGACUCCAAGAACCAGCUGCAGGCACAGCUGGCCAAGACACUGCAAGAAAUCUUUCAGACAGAAAAUACAAUAAUGUUGCUGGAAAGAGCCAUAAUGGCUAAGGAGAGCCCACUCAAGGUGGCCCAGACACGCCUUGAAGCCCGAACAUGGCGACCAAAUAUGGAGUUGUGCCGGGACGUACCCCAGUACAAACUGGUGAACGAGGUUUACACCAUCGACGACACGCUUCAGACCCUGAAACUGCGCCUGCGCGAGGCUCACGACACCCUCCAGCUGCUGAUCCUCAACAAGUCCAAGCUGGAGCACGACUUGCUGGUGAAAGCCAACUCCCUUUUCAUCGACAAAGAGAAGUGCAUGGGGAUGAGGAAGACCUUCCCCAGCACCCCCCGCCUGGUCGGCUACACCUGAGCUUGCCCGCCGACCUCUGCUCUGACAUAAAAGGCUGCAUGGAGGGAGUCCAGAUCUUACAUAAUGGUCAUUUCGAGAGGAGCUGGUCCUCCCACAGCUGGGCAGCCCUGGAGUCCAAGGCAUCUCUGCCAGUCAGCUCUGCAGCCAGCCUGCCCAAAGUGGACCCCAGGAAAAAAAGUCAGAAAUGAAAUCAUUAUAACAAAAGAGAGGGGUAAACGCUAUGUAAGGUCACCAAGAAAUUUUCUUUGCUCUCCAGCGCCCUCUGGUGUUGCAUGUUUAUAAUGCAUUCAAAGCACUUUUUUUUUUACUAAUGUGUUGAGUCCCCAGUCCUUUCCAGAACACCUUGCUCCAGAUACUCUCUUUUCCUGUGAACCCCCAGUCUUUGUUCACACUUCAAGGGAAGCCGGGGAGGACAGUUCUCCUGCCUUGCCAAUGGCCCUCAAUUGUUUCUUGAUGGCCCUAGCUUGGCCAGGUCAUUUUGCAUAGGCUAGCCCAAGAAUUCCUCUGCAGCUUGUAUUUCUCCCUUCAUAUCCCAAAUAAUCAAAAUCGUGGCAUUUAUUAAUCUCUAGGGUUUAGGGGGUCCUACCUCCCACCCCCCAAAUCGACAACAAUAUGCUUGGGGAGCAGUGACGACUUAUUUUGCUGGGAACCACUGCAAAGUCAAACUCUCUCCCUCUCUACCCCCAUAUUUGUAGGGUCAUCUUAAGGCAUGAGUAGGGAUGGAAAGAUGGAAAGAUCUGCCAUUUUUGGUUCUCUCAGUUUCUCCUUGUGUCGACCCUUUAACCACCCCCAGAUAAAUUCAGACAAGACUCAAAUUUUAGGUUUGGUUUUUGGCAGAAUUUAGGCCACAACUUUAUUGAUUACAAUCAAGUGAGUGGUUGCAUAGGCUCUGGUUCGACUAGCUCCCUGCACUCUUGCAGGCAGCGCUGACCCAGGGCACACUAUAGGUCAGCCUUGGGUGAACACCCGGCAAAGUGGAAAGCGGGGUCA